Molecule: messenger RNA, 188 nt
Organism: Paraglomus occultum
Lineage: Eukaryota; Fungi; Glomeromycota; Glomeromycetes; Paraglomerales; Paraglomeraceae
Source: the annotation of a GenBank genome assembly
AUGUCUCGUGAUAUUCUGGAUUUAUUCUCGCUUGCAGAUUAUGAAGAUGUUUUCAACACAUCAUCGACUUCAUCCAUUCCACCCACACAGAUUGAUACAACCACAAUAACUCAAUUCACGACGGAGGAUCGGAACAGAACAAAAGACCGCAACAGUAAUUCAGAACCAAUAGUCUUGGAAAUACUGGC